Molecule: messenger RNA, 1737 nt
Organism: Silurus meridionalis
Lineage: Eukaryota; Metazoa; Chordata; Actinopteri; Siluriformes; Siluridae
Gene: itgbl1
Product: integrin, beta-like 1
Exons: 11
Coding region: 120-1580 (486 amino acids)
Biological process (GO): cell adhesion mediated by integrin; cell migration; integrin-mediated signaling pathway
Cellular component (GO): focal adhesion; integrin complex; cell surface
Molecular function (GO): integrin binding
Source: RefSeq, a predicted model, not a curated record
CCUCAGAAGAGUUGGAGCCGGUUUUGACCAGCCCGCUCUCUCUCUCUCUUUCUCUCUAUUCAGGAAAUGUGGAAAUUCCUGAAGGCAUUUUACUUUUGAUUUCUUGUGUGGACCUAAACAUGAAUGCAGAGGCUCUGGUGAACUCCAUCUUCGCUUCUUUACUUCUGAUUUUACUCUUGGUCAUUGAAGAAAGUUUACUGCAGUCACUAGGGCAGGUGGGUGACAAAUGUAAACUUUCCACCGAUGCCUCUCUGAAAAGAUGCCGUACGAGCGAUGGCCUGAUCUGCAGUGGAAGAGGAAAGUGUGAGUGUGGGGUCUGUAUUUGCCAAGUCAGUGACCCGAAGAUGUAUUAUGGGCCACGGUGUGAAUGCCAUGACUGGGUCUGUGCAACACAUGAUGGGAAGACCUGUGGUGGUCAUGGAACAUGUGACUGCGGUAAGUGCAUCUGUGAUGAUGAGUGGUUUGGAGAAGCCUGUCAGUACCAGGAGAAUUGCAAGCUGUCCCAGCAAAAAAGCAAAGACCUUUGCCGCAACGCUCAGGGACUGGUGUGCUCCAAAGCAGGAACAUGCCACUGCGGCAGCUGCAUUUGCAACAAUCCCGAUGGUAAAAGUCUCAUCAGUGGCACCCACUGCGAGUGUGAUGACAACCAGUGCCUAGAUGAGGAUUCAGGGGAGGUUUGUGGAGGCCAUGGAAUGUGUUACUGUGGAAACUGUUACUGCUCGGCUGGUUGGCAUGGAGAUAAAUGCGAAUUCCAGUGUGACAUUAGCCCAUGGGAAAGCAGGCGGAGAUGCACGUCUCCAGAUGGCAAAAUCUGCAGCAACCGAGGGACAUGUGUAUGUGGAGAAUGUACCUGCUAUGAUGUAGAUCCAUCAGGGGACUGGGGUGACAUCCACGGAGACACAUGCGAGUGUGAUGAGAGGAGCUGCCAGGCCACAUAUGACAGAUACUCCGAUAAGUUCUGCUUUGGCAAUGGACAAUGUCACUGUGGGAGGUGUGAGUGCAAAGAGGGCUGGACAGGCAAGAAGUGUGAGCAUCCUCUAUCCUGUUCACUCUCAAUGGAAACCAGUGAGAAGAAGUGCAGAGGGCGCUCCGAACGGCCCUGUCAUGGCAGAGGCCAGUGCGUCUGUGGACAGUGCAUGUGCUAUCCUCCAGGAGACAGUCGUGUUCAUGGCAAAAACUGUGAGUGUGAUGACCGCCAGUGUGAGGACGUGAACAAAGACAUCUGUGGUGGCCAUGGCUUUUGCUCCUGUGGCCGCUGUAUUUGUAAUGGUCAAUUUUUUGGAAGUCACUGCCAGUUCCCCCGUAACUGUAACAUGACUAUUGAACAGAGCAAGAACUUGUGUGAGACAGCCCAUGGUGUCACAUGCUCCGGAAAAGGCUCUUGCCACUGUGGGAAGUGCAUCUGUACACCAAAUGAAUGGUAUAUUUCAGGCGAUUUCUGUGAAUGUGAUGACAGGAAAUGUGACCAGCAUGAUGGCUUGAUCUGUACAGGAAAUGGCGUUUGCAACUGCGGGACCUGUGAGUGCUGGGACGGCUGGACAGGGAACGCCUGUGAAAUCUGGAUGGCAGAAGAGUACUAACAUUUUCUAAAGACUUUCUGUUCACCUGAAAAAAGGCUGCUCAAAAGGAUUCGGUGCUAGUAUGAAAACAGAUGCACUCUGAACCUGCUUGUUGUAUAUAACAGUAUUCAUUGUACUGGUUACAAAUCUGCUUUAUUAAAACUUUUUUUUUUUUGGA